Molecule: messenger RNA, 1586 nt
Organism: Labeo rohita (rohu)
Lineage: Eukaryota; Metazoa; Chordata; Actinopteri; Cypriniformes; Cyprinidae
Gene: comta
Product: catechol-O-methyltransferase a
Exons: 6
Coding region: 158-952 (264 amino acids)
Biological process (GO): developmental process; dopamine metabolic process; catecholamine catabolic process
Molecular function (GO): magnesium ion binding; catechol O-methyltransferase activity
Source: RefSeq, a predicted model, not a curated record
AAGUGGGAGGGCAGAGAGACAGAGGUAGAGAGAGAGAAAGAGAGAAAGAGAGAGAGGGGCCAGCGAGAAAGACUUUGUCAGAGAAAGGCAUCGGAGUGAAAGAGAAAGGAAAGCUCGUCUCUGUGUGUGUGUUUGUGAAGACAGCUGCGAAAGGAAGAUGCUGUGGAGUUUGUUGGCAGCGACGGCGGGUUCGGCAGCUGUCCUGUACGUCCUCUAUCGCUGGCUCAUCCCCGCAGCUGUGCAGAGAAGCAGCUGGCUGGCACUUCUGUGGCACGCGGUCAUCUUUGAGCGGGUCCUUGACAUCUUGACAGGAUCAUCACAACCUCAGCGCAUGCUGAAAGCCGUUCAGAAGAACGCCACAAAAGGAGACCCUCAGAGCGUCAUCUCCGCCAUCGACCAUUACUGCCGGAACAAAGAAUGGGCCAUGAACGUGGGCGAUGAUAAAGGGCUCAUACUGGAUUCGGUGUUGACGGAGGUUAACCCCAGCGCGGCUCUGGAGCUCGGCACGUACUGCGGCUACUCCACCGUUCGGAUCGCUCGACUGCUGUCCCCUGGCUCCAAACUCAUCACGGUCGAAUUUAACCCAGCCUUUGCCGCAGUUGCUCGUCAGAUCAUCGCCUACGCCGGCCUUCAGGACAAGGUUACUCUAGUGGAAGGACCCUCUGGUGAUUUAAUCCCCAAACUGAGGGAACGAUUUGGAGUCAAAUCUUUUGAUUUUGUGUUUUUGGACCACUGGAAAGAUCGUUACUUACUAGAUACUAAACUUCUCGAGGACUGCGGUCUGCUCCAAAAAGGCACUGUCCUGUUGGCCGACAACGUCAUUUGUCCCGGAACCCCAGAAUAUCUGAAAUAUGUGAGGAGCAGCCCACGCUAUGAAAGCAGAUACUACAAGUCCAACCUGGAGUACACCAAACUCGAAGAUGGCCUGGAGAAAUCUGUCUUUUUAGGAUGAGAAAGGUCUCAUUUAACAAGCAGAUGUAGGCCUACGUGAAAACAGGGUGGCACAAGGGGAAAAAGAACAGGCCACUUCCUCUAAAAUACCCAGCUGUUUGAGUCUACUGAUGUUUUUGUCCUUAACAAAACCCUCGCAACAAUGUAAUGCUGUGAAAUCGACUUAAAUGCACCAUUCCCGCUGAGCUACGGUUUGACCCGCUGACAUCUUCUGUUGGAUUUUUAAGAGAGCGGUUAUAUUGUUUGAUAAAACUAUGAAAUUCAAUCUCUUAAAAAUUCUCGUUUUUCAUAAGCAAAGAAUGUCACAGAAGUCUACCAAUGUAUUUUUUUUUUCAGUAUUUCUUUUUGUUUGUUUGUCUGUUUUUCCAGAACAAAUAUCUAAGCCUUUUUAGCAAAAUGACAUCAGAUAUUUAAUUUAGUUUUCUGAAGAAAUGUAUCAAAAUAAAUAACUUCUGGAUGUUGGGUAAUCAAAGAUAUUUUUUCUUGUUUGCUUUUUAUUUUCAAGAAAACAGCUUUUUAGAAUUUUUAGAUAUUUCUUCUGGAAAACAAGACAAAAAUACUGAGUAAGAAAACUCUUUUUGCAGUGUUUAUAUUGAUAUUGUGUUCAAAUAAAAGUUGAGGUUCAAUACAUAUGA